Messenger RNA from Cladophialophora carrionii CBS 160.54, 1662 nucleotides. RefSeq lists its product as uncharacterized. Gene Ontology annotation, molecular function: heme binding; oxidoreductase activity, acting on paired donors, with incorporation or reduction of molecular oxygen; monooxygenase activity. NCBI's taxonomy places the organism in Eukaryota, Fungi, Ascomycota, Eurotiomycetes, Chaetothyriales, Herpotrichiellaceae. The coding region runs from base 1 to 1662 and encodes 553 amino acids. The record is from RefSeq and is a predicted model, not a curated record. The transcript is spliced from 2 exons.
AUGAUUGGAUACCUUCUUCGGCCCUAUGUCCUGGCCAGCAUCUUCAUCGUUGUACUUGGUCUUGCGUUCUCCCGGCGGCGGCGGAAUCCGAGUCUUCCAGACUUGCCGUGGCUCAACGCCAGAGAAGGCGAGUGGCUCUCGACACUGCGCGCCAGAAUACGCUCAACAAUCAAUUACAAAGAGGCCAUUCACCAAGCCUAUCAACAGUAUUCAAAGAAGGAUCAGUCAUGCAUUAUAGCCAAGAUCAACGGCGACGAAAUCAUCCUGCCGGCGUCGCUAAUAACAUGGAUCAUCAAUCAACCCGACACCGUCCUUAGCGUAGACGAGCCACACAAGGACUUUCUUCAGACGGACUAUACCUUUGUCCACCCAGUCGUUGUGGAUAAGCCCCUGCACCAUGAGACCAUCAGAAGUGAACUCACCCGUCAACUCGGAGCGCUCACCACCGACAUUAUGGAUGAGUUGGCGACUGCAUUCGACGACAUCUGGGGCACUGACACGACCGAGUGGAAGGAAAUAUGUCCUUUCGAGACGAUGAAGCUCAUCAUUGCCCGGACAAGCAACCGCGUGUUCGUGGGCCUACCGCUAUGUCGGAACAAGGCCCUUCUGGAACAUGGCAUUGGAUUCGCCUCUGCUGUCCCUAUCUCCUCCGUCCUGCUGAGGCCGUUCCCUGAAUUCCUGCGCCCUCUUGCUUCUCUCGUCAUCACACGACCAAAUCGACGUCACACAAAAGCCUUCGCGCGUCUUGUCCGACCUGAGAUCGAGCGGCGCCAGAGACUGCUGGACGGCCAAAACGGCGAGCUGGAGAAGAAAAUCGGCGAUCCUGAACCGAAUGAUUUCCUGCAGUGGUCGAUUCGACGAGCGAGGGAUAGCCCCGACCCUUACGAACGCGACCCGGACAUCAUCGCCGAAAGACUCCUCGCUGUCAACUUCGCAGCCAUCCACACUUCCACAUUCAGCAUCACAAAUGCCAUCUUCGACCUCGUCGCUUCCGACCCUUCCAAGCGAUAUCUCGAAGCCCUGCGCGAAGAAGCCUGCUCCGUCGUUGCCGCCGACAAUGGCGUGUGGACAAAAUCGGGCCUCGCAAAAAUGUACAAGGCCGACUCGACACUGCGAGAAUCUUCACGUAUAGGUUCCUUCCUGGGAGCUGGACUUGCUCGCAAAGUCAUGGUACCGGAGGGCAUCACUGCUCCCAACGGCACCUUCUGUCCAUACGGAAGCUAUGUCUCCGUGCCCACAAACGGCGUGCAUAACGAUCCAGAGCAUUACCCAGAUGCAGCGACAUAUGAUCCAUUCCGCUUUUCGGUCCAGCGCGAAUCAUCGCCGAACGUAUCUGAAAACAGCUCCGACGAGAAAGGCUCGCCCGGACACACCGCGACGGGCACAAGUCACCAACGCAACAACAGCAACUCGGAUGGCUACAUCAAGAAAGCAAAUCUUUCCUUCGUCAGCACCUCGCCCACCUAUCACCCCUUCGGCCACGGAAGGCACGCCUGCCCAGGACGUUUCUUUGCCGCCAAUGAGCUCAAGUUACUGCUGGCGUAUAUGCUGACCAAGUAUGAGUUCGAGCAUUUGGAUGAGCGGCCUCCCAGUAAAUGGAUCGGAACAAGUCUGGUCCCGCCGUUGACAGCGACUGUGAGAGUAAGGAGAAGAACGGCGUAG